Molecule: messenger RNA, 1326 nt
Organism: Aspergillus homomorphus CBS 101889
Lineage: Eukaryota; Fungi; Ascomycota; Eurotiomycetes; Eurotiales; Aspergillaceae
Product: putative histidine acid phosphatase
Exons: 2
Coding region: 1-1326 (441 amino acids)
Cellular component (GO): fungal-type cell wall
Molecular function (GO): acid phosphatase activity
Source: RefSeq, a predicted model, not a curated record
AUGAAGACCUUCACCUCCCUCCUCGCGCUCAGCACCCUUGCUACAACCACCACGGGGAUCGGUUUCAACCCGCUGCAUCACCUGGCCGGCAUCACACCAUACUACGCUCCCCAGGACCCUCCCAUUGAUCCCAAGCCACACCCGGGGUGCAACGUGACCCGCGCAGCAUACCUUGUGCGCCAUGCCGCGAUCUACGCCAACGACUUCGACUACGAGUCGUACAUCGAGCCCUUCGUCGAGAAGCUGCGCAACACGACGCAGGACUGGAAAUCGACUGGCGCGCUCUCGUUUCUCCGGAACUGGACCGCCCCGAUCGACGACGAGCACCUCGAGAAACUGACCCGCGUCGGCCUCCAGGAAGCGACCACCCUCGGUAUAAAAUUGCAUCAGCACUACCCCACGCUCCAAGCAAACAAAGUGUGGUCGUCGACUGCCGAACGCACCGUCAAGUCCGCAGAGGGAUUCAUCAACGGGUACACCCACAACCAGUCCUCGACCGUGGAUCUCGUGCAAAUCGCCGAGUCCAAGUCGACGGGCGCAGACUCUUUGACACCAUACAAGGCCUGCCCGGCCUACAGCUCGAGCUACGGCAGCGACCAGUCGAAGGAAUUCAUCGAACACUACACAGCCCCCAUCAUCGCCCGUCUGGACACCCUCGCACCAAAAUUCAACUUCACAUCUGACGACGUGACCGCGAUGUUCGAGCUCUGCGGCUACGAGACCGUGAUCCGGGGAUUCUCACCAUUCUGCUCGCUGAGCAUAUUCAGCUCCGCAGAAUGGCUGGCCUUCGAAUACGCCAACGACAUCAUGUAUUUCUACAACACGGGCUACGGGCGGCCGCUGACGCCGCACAUCGGACUUCCCUGGGUCAAUGCCAGCUGGGCCAUGGUGUCGGGUAACACCAACACGAGUGACACGCUGUAUGUCUCGUUCACGCACCGCGAGCUGCCGCCCACGGUCGUCACGGCGUUGGGCCUGUUCAACAACAGCGCUUACACGGGCGCGGCCGACCUCAACGGGACCAUGCCCCUCGAUCAGAUCAACUAUAACCGCGCCUGGAAGAGUAGUCAUAUCCUCCCUUUCCUCGGGAACAUCGCCAUCGAGCGGCUCGAGUGCGACGUCCCUGGCUACGAGGACCCCGAGUACUACCGUGUACUGGUCAACUCGGCCCCGCAGCCGUUGGUGGGCUGUCGCGACGGGCCUGGUGAGAGCUGCUCCCGCGCCGCGUUCAGCAAGUUCAUCCAGGAGCGUGAGGAGUUGUAUGGGGACUUUGGAGGCGCCUGUGGCAAUGGUUCUGCUGUUGGCACUCUGGAUAUCUAUAACUAG